AUGAAAAUCAGCAACCACUCUGCUGUUCCAGUUUAUACCAUCUCAGGCUCUUCCACCGCGAGACCUCUUCCCGAAUGGCUGGCCAGAAAACGAAAAAGGAGUCUCAAAAAUGAUCCCGAGUAUGCCAGUCGCAUCGAGCUACUCCAGGACUUCGAAUUCGACGAAUCCAGUCAGUGUGUGAGGGUCAGCGACGACGGACAAUGGGUGAUGAGCACGGGAACUUAUAAGCCGCAGAUACAUACCCACUACCUACCCCAUUUGUCACUGUCGUUCGCUCGCCAUACGAUAUCUCUCAAUACCACCUUCCUCCUACUAUCCACAGACUACUCCAAAUCUCUACACUUGCAGGCAGAUCGUUCCCUCGAAUUUCACACCCCACUUGGAUGCCAUCAUACCACCAGGCUGCCACGAUAUGGGAGAGAUCUCAAGUUUGAUAAGCGAUCUGCGGAAGCACUGAUACCCGCUGUCGGGGUCAAUGAAAAUGGCAAUGGGGAAGUUUUCAGGUUGAAUCUGGAAGCGGGAAGGUAUAUGCGAGGAUAUGAAGUCGAGGUUGGUGGUGACGACUUCACAUCCAGCGGUGGUGGUGCCCUGCAGGGUGGAAUUGGCACGGGAAGCGUCAACACUGCUGCAAUCGCAGGGGAAUCGCAUGGGUUGCUGGCUUUCGGAACAUCACUGGGUACUGUGGAAUUUUGGGACCCUCGCUCAAGAGGUCGUGUUGGCAUUUUGCAGAGCCCCAGAGAGGCAAACCCGAUCGAUGGAAGGCAGGAGAUCACAGCGUUGGAGUUUGACCGCUCUGGAUUAGGGAUGGCCACGGGAUCUUCCACAGGAUUAAUUCAUCUUUACGAUCUCCGCUCACGUGCUCCGUUACUGAAGAAAGAUCAAGGCUACGGGUACCCAAUACAAACGCUCAUCUACCUUGUAUCCUCAACCUCAACUCGGGCACAGACCGCUGAACCCAAGAUACUCUCAGCAGACAAAAGGAUCAUCAAAAUCUGGGAUAUACGAGAUGGAUCGCCCUGGACAUCUGUGGAGCCUGCUGUGGAUAUCAACUCAGUAGCAUGGUGCAAAGAUUCUGGAAUGAUCUUGACUGCGAACGAAGGACGGCAACAACAUAGUUUCCUGAUACCGCAGCUCGGACCAGCUCCCAAAUGGUGCUCGUUCCUUGACAAUCUCGUUGAGGAGAUGGCGGAGGACCCGAAUGAUCCUAACGCGUACACCAGCCAGAAGGCUGGUGACGUUUAUGACAACUACAAAUUCCUGACCAUGCAGCAGCUCCAGUCGCUAAAUCUCGCCCACUUGGUAGGGACCACCAGUCUACUCCGCCCCUACAUGCAUGGCUACUUUGUGGCGCAACGGCUUUACGAAGAAGCGAAGCUCAUCGCAGAUCCAUUCGUGUGGGAAGAAGAGCGAAACAAAAGAGUCAAGGACAAGAUUGAUACGGAGAGGGAGAGCAGGAUCAGAGGCAACAAGAAGGUCACGGCCAAGGUCAACAAGAAACUUGCAGAGAGGAUAAUGGAGCGGGCGGAUCGAGAAGAACGAAGGCAAGCGAACAAGGUACUCGAGAAGGGUGGAGACGAUGACAAGAUUGAGGAUGCCACCGCAACGGCUAGUACGGAAGAGAAGCCCUCCGGCAGCUUACUGGCAGAUCCCCGUUUCUCUAAGCUGUUCCAAGACGAAGACUUUGCCAUCGAUGAGCGAUCGCGAGAGUUCCAGUCCCUGAACCCAAGCACGAAACCAGCGCCAAUUGGGCCUACCAAUGACAACGAGCGCAAGCUGACGGCUGUGGAAGAAGACGCGACUGCGGAGAUACCUAGAUCCGACUCUGACGACUCUAGUGAAGAGGAGGAGGCGCCCAAGACCAAAGACAGUGGACGAAUCUCUUCGGUCUCUUACAAGAGAUCCGGUCACCGAUCUCAACAGCCACAGAUGCGAGUCACAUCCUCGAAAAAGCCUCAGCAAGGCCGAGACCGCUCUUUUGGAUCACGAGCUGAGCGGAGUAAAUCCACAAAAACCAACACGAGUACGGUAGUAGGAGAGCGGGAGAUCACGUUUGCCCCGGAAAAGAAGAUGAAGGCUCAGAAGGUAGAGAAUACAGGGACAGACAGAAGACGGGACAAGGGAAGGAGAAGUGCCAGUGGGAAUGUGUUUAGAAAAAUAUGA
Molecule: messenger RNA, 2160 nt
Organism: Letharia columbiana
Lineage: Eukaryota; Fungi; Ascomycota; Lecanoromycetes; Lecanorales; Parmeliaceae
Exons: 2
Coding region: 1-2160 (719 amino acids)
Biological process (GO): maturation of SSU-rRNA from tricistronic rRNA transcript (SSU-rRNA, 5.8S rRNA, LSU-rRNA)
Cellular component (GO): small-subunit processome; nucleolus; 90S preribosome
Molecular function (GO): protein binding
Source: RefSeq, a predicted model, not a curated record